UUCGACUUGUUAAUUGUUAAUGACAAUAAGUGAAUAAAUGAACAAUCCUAAUACUCAUCUAUAUGGUUAGAAAGGGCUUGAAAAGAUCUUUUAAAUGGUCGGUUCAAAAUCUUGAUACGACUUUUAUUCACUGAGUUAUGACGUUUUGAAGUUUACUCAUUUUUUACUGAGGUAUGGCAAAAGUGAUUGAACGGCAGUGUAUAAGCAAAGAUUUAUAAUAAUUGCAUUAGACUAUGAAGUACUUUCAUUUCUUUUAUUUCAUUACUUAAAACUACCAGUGGUCGCACUUUAUAUCAGUUAAUAAAAUCGAUCGAUUUAUUUAAAAAUUUAUUUAUCGUCGAAAAACUUUAGGCGUCAAACCUUACACUAUACGCUUGUUUUGCUUCUUAAUAAUUUGUAGCUCUGUUACGAUCUAUGUUUUCACAGGCUUCGCAUCUUUAAGCUUUAUGAUAUUUUUUUAAGAUACUUAUAGUUUAAGAUACGUCUGAGAUUUUCAUAUUUUUUUACCUGAUUUUCUCUUGGGAACAAAAAAAACGAAAGACAGAAUUUGGUCCUUAGGUCUGUUAAUUAUUGAAGUUUUUUUGUGGCUCUUAGACUUGAUGGCUUAUUGCAAAAAUGUAGUAUUUAUUACUUAAUAUGCUAGGAAUGUGGGAAGUUUCUGAUGAUAAAUAUGGGGAAAACAUUCAAUUUUAUUUUGAUGUAUAAGUUUCUCUUUAGAAUAGCAGGCUCUAGAAGUGUUCAAACCUUUUCAGAAUACUUAUUUUGAAAGAUUAAACUAUUUGUAGUAGAAUAAAAUUCUCAUGAACUUUUUCUUAUAGCUACUAAGAGCUAAGAUAGAAAUUUUUGAAAUGUUAGCAACCAAUAAUUAUAAAAAAUACCAUCUACAAGCCUAAAAAUGGCGAUUACUGGCCUUAGAAAUUCUUAUAACAUUUAUGGACAUGUAUAUAUUAGAUACUCUGAUAAACCAACUGAGAUUUGUGUAUUGUCAUUCGUUCAUUGACAUUUAAAAAUAAUCACUCGUGUAGGACAUACAACUCCCUGUCUAUAUUGAAUACUUGUUCUUACUGCAUAAUUCAGUACUUCGAUAGAUAUACAAGGUUGAUACUUCUGUUUUGAUGAAUAAUCUAUUAAAUAUUGACGAAGACUGGUAUUUUACCAUGCAAUCGUAUUAUUUGUCGAUAUAUUGUGUUACUUUUAUUCGAUGUAAACCUUAUAUUCUUACAUAAAAUUGUAUCACAGAUACACUCAAUUUGAUCGUUUAUUAAAAAUAUCUAUUAUUGAUUCAAUCCAUAACUAUAUGCAUUAAACAAAUUUCCCUGAAUCACUUAUUUUUAUUUUAAUAGUCAUUCAACUCUCAGAAUAUCGAAUACCUAUUCUCUUAAGCAAUAUUAAAUACUAAAAAAUGGAUGGAAGUUACGACGAAAAUAUGUUUGUGAUCGUCUAUGAUUUUUAAGUAACUGAUUUGAGACUGUGUCUGUUCUUGAAUUAUUGUUUCACGCUCAACUCUGAUCUCGAUAACACGUUACGACUCGUUGAUAAUAUGGUUUUUAGGAUUUUGACUGUUUUUGUGAUUGAAGUAUCGUCGAUUAAUUUUACCAUUGGGAUUUUUUUACUGAAAUGAUAAAAAUAGGAUAAUUAUUAUGCGUAGAGCUUUAAAAUUAAUAAUAAAUCACUUUAAACUUAUGUUUAGUAGGCUCACGAACCUUUUCUACUUAGGGAUACGUAAACAAAACGUUUAAAAAUUCACUUUUUGUACAUCAAUUGGUUUUCAAAAUAUUCUUAGCGAUCAUAAACAUCGAGGAGUUUGCUCUACGCUUGGUCCUCUUAUUGAUUGGUUUGUCUGCGACAGUAGAGAAUAAGUUAACGUUAAUCGCAUGUAUGUUGAAUAAUAUUUUUGCUAUAAUAUUUUUGUUCGAAAUUAUUUACGAACGUGAUAUUACGAGUGUAAUAAUCGAUAAGAGAAAACAAAACAAAUCGUUUGUAUGAUUGCGAAUUCAUAAAUUUGUCGAUGGGAAAUUUAGUAACACGCGACAUCGAAAUUUCAUAAGUCUUUGAUAAAGUGGACUUGUAUCUCUAGAUAUGACAGAAAAAUUGUUGCGCCUUUUUUCAAAAAACAAAUGUUCAGAUUAAAAGAUAAAAAUUUCAUAGUUAAAACAAGAAAAUUCAUCAACUAAAAUCAUUUUACCUGUUUUAAGUUAUACGAAAUGAUGUAAAAAGCAAAAGCUUGGGUUUAAUAGUGCUUAAAAACGUAUGGUUAUAAAAUGAAGUUAUUAUUUUUCCAUUUGCUUUUAUUAUUUGAAAAUAUACAGGCAGACAAUAUGACGGAUUUGAGUACUAACUUCAUUUUUGAUUACUUUAAUUAUAAAAAUGCACCAAGCAUUAUCGGGUAUUCUUGCAGUUCUACAGAAAGUAAUUAUUUGUUUAAAACAUUAUGAGUUUUUAAUCGUGCAUUAUUUUCACGGCGAUAUUUUGUUUGUGUAGAUAAUAUGCAUUUGAUCAAAACUCUGAAUCAACGUGGUAUUUCCAUUUCAUUAAUGAGUACCGAUAGUUUGCGCGAAUUACGUCGAUCGGCUUCGACUAAAAAUUGGAAACUAGGCGUUUUCUUAGACCUAAGGUGUUUAGAGGAAUCAACCAUUUUUGAAAUAUUUUCAGAAGCAGCAGUAAAUCGUAUGUACGGGGACCUACAUUACUGGCUUAUAAUAACCCAAAGUUUAGAGGACGCAACGGAGUGGGUCGAUAAUUAUUCACUAAGCAUUAGUACGGAUCUCGUUAUUGCUGUCCCUUUGAAUGACAAUUCAGUGAGUACGAUAAAUUCAAUAGCUAAAAAUAUGAAUAAUAAUAUAUUUAAAGCAGGAGGAAUUUAUACUGUAUGACGUUUAUAACCUCUGGAAAGAAAGAGGCGCAAAUGUGAGUGUACAUUUCUUCGGAUUUUGGAGCAAGAAUGGACAAAUCAAAAUUUUUUCACAGAGCAAUAACAUUUUGAAACGAGCUAAUUACCAGAAGUUAACCUUGAAAAUAUCAUUUUAUUCGGUAUGAACUCAAAUAUUUUGUACAAACUACAACAGUAACUAAUUUUUGCUUUUUCAGAGCAAAUAUAAACCUCCGAAUAUGACGCUUGAAGAUUAUUUACAGGAUUACUCUAGUACUCCUAAAGACGGACUGUCGAAAUUUGGUUUUAAUUUAAUAAGGCAUCUUACCGAUCUAUACAAUUUCUCGUAAAUUUAAAUUUUUCUAUGUAAGUAUUUGAGUGCAUCGUUUUAUCUAUUCGAUUAUAUUGUAGAUUAGUUAGUGGAGAUUCAGGUAAAUGGAAAGUCGGAGAUAAGUACGGGCCCAUCGUACGAGCGUUAAGUAAAAACGAAAUAGAUCUUACUGGGACACCGACAACAGUAAAUCGUAAAAGGACGUAUUUAGCGAAAUACAUAUUUUCAGCUUGGCCAUUCAGGUAGUUAGAUUAAAUUCUCUUCAUGGUAACUUAUGUCAAUAUUUUUUAAAUAAUUCUUAUUUUAGAACCUGUUUUAUUUUUCGUAACCCUCAACGUAAAAACAUAGCCAUUAACGAAGUCCUCGGACCUCUAGCCAUUGAUACUUGGUACCUAAGUCUAGUAAUUUUUGUAUUAAGCGCCUGGGUUUUAGCAACCGUUUUUAAAUACGAAAACAUAAAUAGUACGAUUAUGAGAUAUUCAGAGUCAUUUGUUAUUAUAGUAGGUGCUCUGUGCCAGCAAUGUAAGCAGACAGGUAAAUUAUUUUCUAGUUUUAAUUUUGUUAAAUGUAUUUUCAUUGUCACAGGUACGGAAGUUCCAAUGAAACAUAUAUCCACGCGAAUCGCCUUUUUUCACAUCAUGAUAUUUAGCUAUCUUUUUUAUAAUUACUAUUCAGCGAGCAUAGUUUCUGCGCGUUUGAAUGAGCCCGUUUUUAAAAUUAACGAUUCAUUGAACGAAAUGUCGAAGUUAAAUAUGAAAUUGGCUUCUGAGUGGAUGGUUUAUUUCGAGCUUUUUAUCAAAAAAGUUGAUUGGGAUAUUCAAACGUUUUACAACAAAACUUGGUCAGCCAUCCCGGAAGCUGAGCAGUUUAUGUUACCAGAAAAAGCAAUGCAUUUCGUACAACGUGGCGGCUUUGCAUACCACGCUCAUCCAGACGUAAGCUAUCCGUUCAUCAAUCGAUUCUUCAGCAAUAAGCAAAUUUGUGAACUAAAGGAAGUUCAUCUUGCGCAACCCACAUCUUCAACCUUUGCCGUUAGCCGUAAUAGCACACUAACAGAAAUUUUAAAGAUUGGAUUUUUCAGAUUAUCUGAGGUGGGUCUGCGAAAACGGCAACUUUUAAGAUGGACGUCUGUGCGGCCUCGUUGCCAAAAGUCAAUUUUAAAUGCGUCUAGUAUAGAUAUUUAUGAGUUUGCUCCUCACUUACUCAUUUUGUUAUUAGGUAUGGCAUUUGCGUUUGGUAUAUUAAUAUUUGAAAUUGUUUUAUACGAUUUUAAAAUUGGUCGAUAAUGAGGAAUUAAUCCAUCAUAUAUUACCUAUUUUACUGUUAAAUAUUUAUUUAUAAUAAUAAUAAAAGUAUGAAUCAACUUUCA
Molecule: messenger RNA, 4569 nt
Organism: Trichogramma pretiosum
Lineage: Eukaryota; Metazoa; Arthropoda; Insecta; Hymenoptera; Trichogrammatidae
Exons: 4
Coding region: 3671-4486 (271 amino acids)
Source: RefSeq, a predicted model, not a curated record